CAGAGAUUGUGUUCAUUUUGUAUCAUGCAGAAGAAGAAGCUGUUGGUUGUGAGGUGCUCUGCGACACAUGCAGAAUGCUCUCUUCCUGUGGCAAGAUUUGCAGCAUCGGAAUCCAACUGGGAGGCCCAUUUGAGUUUUCAGGGUCAUUCUAUUGCCUUAUUCACGUCCUCCUUGUAGUUUCCGCAAUUGGGUUUCAAGUAGUAAUGUUGAUGGAGCACUUGGCUAUGCUUGUAAGUGAAGCUUGAGCUCGGAAUCGGUUUGUAUGUGCUUCAUUACUCUGUCUACCUGUCUGAAAGGACGUGCCCAGCUAAGGAGCUAUGUUGAUUUCUGCGGUACAGCAUUACACCUCGGGUGUCCGCCUUUUGAAAGCUGUUUGUGAUAUAGAUUCCACACCAAUAUGUAGAGCGCAUACAGAGUCCUCUCGUAAAGGUGGUAGGGAAAGAUUUUCCUUCAGGAGCUUGCAUCUGUCUAGCACCAAGUCGCAUUCGCACAGCAGCAGAUUGUCAUUCUCCAGUAAGGAUUGCAGAGGGUUAGAAUUUGCCACUCAUGGGUGGCUGUGGAGUUUUGUAAGGGUUGUAGGGUAUGAAUCACGGUUAGGGAAUCUUGUGCCACACAGGUGUAGGAAGAAAACUAGAUCAUGGCCUGUGAGUGCCAAAGCUGUCAAUUCGCAGAACGAAUUGCAGACCGCUGAGAAUUUGCGGGAGCAAUUGGAAGCGCUGCAACAAGAGGCUGAACAGGUCCGUGGAAGGGCAAACAGUGCAAGGCUGAGGUUCAUGCGCUUGACUCAUGUUGUGGAGCAGCUCCGCCAGCGGGCAGCCAUGGAUGUGCGGAACGGCAAGGAGGAUAGUGCUCGGAGUCUGCUUAUCGAGAAACAGAAAGUAAUGAAAGCCUUGGAAGCAUCUCGACAGCGUGCUGAGCUCCUCGAGCAGCUGGCAAGAAAAUUAAAUGUGGCGAUUUCAGUGAAAGAGACGCAGCUGAUAGCAGCGUUGUCGAGUGAUUCAUUGGGAAUCAGGCCUGAGGCUUCUGGCAAUUCUGCGGUACAUCAUGUUUCUCUAAAAGCAGGUGCACACAACGAAGAGGUAAUCCGAAGUGAUGCAGAUACAGAUGACAUCAGUUUCACAGCUGCACCAAAUUCUGUCAAAACCCUAAAUGCCCAAGCGGAUGCAGGGCACAAUUUGGAUUGAUGACUUUCUGGAUUGGAUCUUUACAGACUUGCGGACAUCUCAGAUUUGUAAUUGGCAACGGCUCACCAUCCAGAAGCCACACCUGUGAGGUAGACAAAUAGAGCAGUAUCCAAGCAAGGUCUCUUCUUUGGAUGCUUGAGUGUAAAUAUGCGAUGUAGAGACUUGUUGCUCUACUUUUGCAAAUCAAUUGUGUAAGCGCUCAGAUCUCUCUUCAUAGUUAAAUGCCUCUAUGUUCCUCAUGUUUCAAAGAUAGCCAUCAGGGGUGUUGUAGAGUACCUUUCGUAUCAGGGGAUCUUGAUGUGCAUUUAUAUGGAUGAUGUGAUAUAUUUUAUUAACUUGAAGGUGGAAGAUUGCAGACGGAAGAUGAGAAAUAUUGGCUGAACCAA
Messenger RNA from Physcomitrium patens, 1570 nucleotides. RefSeq lists its product as uncharacterized. The record is from RefSeq and is a predicted model, not a curated record. Lineage: Eukaryota; Viridiplantae; Streptophyta; Bryopsida; Funariales; Funariaceae.